GAUAAAAUCUCGCGUGUUAGGUGCAUUGUUGUAAGUAAACAUAUCCGGUGGACAGGGCUGCCGCGGUGCGUUCGUGAUCUAGCAAAUCGCGCUAGAUGCUGUAAUCGGCGUAAUUUUAUACUACCACCGUUCGCAGUCAAUGAAAUGAGUGUGUGAAAUUAACCGGCUCAUUGGCUGACUGGAUGAAGUAUUCGAAAUAGUCAGUGAUACGUGCAGUAUUUCCACCAGCAGUGUUAGCAAACUAAAAUAGGCGGUAGUUUGGCCGUGUUCUGUGAAAUUUGGAAGGAGAGUGAAAUCAAGACAAAUGUUAGUUGCUCACUUCCCGGAUCGUAAAAAGUGUAUCUAAUUGAUUUGUGAAUAAAUAAUAGUUGAUUGGCACGUUUCCAAGCCGGCUUUUCUGUCGUUUCCGAAAGCGUGAAAAACAUCUGAAUUGUGUGUGUUGCUUGCUAAGCUUUGUGAUAUGCCUUUUCCUGAGCUAGUCCGAUGGAUGGCGAUUGAGUGAAUUUUAUCAUUCAGGUCUUCGCUGUAUGUACAAGCAUAAAUUCAGCAGCCAGUUAUAUUCUAUAUUUACUGUGCCCGAUUUCCAGCCGUGCUCGUGGAGAACGACGUGAAGUGUACAGAAGCUAUUAAAAAUUCAUCAGUUUGCUUCGAGAGGAUUAAGAUCCUACUUCAAACGUGGAAGUGAGUAUUUCCAAGUGAGGCUACACAUCGGCCGGCUGAAAGUGUUUGGCAUAGAGAAGUGUUCCUUGUUACUUUUGCCUGGGGCAUCGACAAAUCGAAAGCAGGUACCUAUCAAUAAUUUGCUGCACGUGCGUUCACGAGUGUUUUAUUGCAUUCUGAAGUGGUAAAUUGUGUAUUUAGGAUUUCGGUUCCGAAGCAUUUUCAUAUCCACAGACCGAAAGGCGCUUGCCGCGCGAAAAGAGGGAUUAGUGCCGCAUCUUUCGAUAGCAAAUUGACAAAUCUACUGUUUCCGCUUGACCGCCCGGAGAUGGACAUAAGAAGCUUCAUCAAGAUUUCGGCUGUAUUAUUCGUGCUGGCAGUCGGUCCUUCGGCGACAAUCGUGUACGCCCGUAGAUGCUACGUUUGCGGCGAGGGAGCGGAGGCUCCCUUUCGGACAGCUUUAAACGUCGUGGCUGCCGACGGUUCAUCACAUCAUCGCAACCCGCCCGUGGGUGGCAGCUUGCCCAACAUAGUGACCACCUGCGAGGACUUUGAGCGAGAUCAAGACGAACUGGACAAGUAUGUGCUGGACUGUCCGCCGACCUACACCAGCUGUCUUACCCAGGUUGAUGGUGACAUGGAGCUAAGAACGUGCGGCGAAAAUCUGUCCAUAAACGACUGUAAGAGCGCCAAUAAGAUUGACUACUGCUACUGCAGCGAGGAUCUGUGCAACAGCCUGAAGCGGACGCAGAUCCGGCGAGAAAUUGAAGACUCCCAAAUGGGCAUCCAGUCCCAGCAUCUGCAUCAGCGUGAGCCACACAACAGCGACGACGAAGACGAAUCCGAAUCAUCCGGAAUGGGCGAUUCCCACGAAAAGCACCACCGGACGGGUAUCUCCGUUACAAGCCACAACAAUGUUAAUAAUCAUCAUCACCAAUUAGACAGAGAUUUGGCAACGACGCAGAUCGUAAUGACGUUGAAACCGAUUCCGACCACCGAGCGGCGGAACAACGGUCAUGGUCAGAACGAUUCGGCGCCGGUCACUGGCGGCAGUGAUAGCAAUUUGCGAUGGUCACCGGAUCGAAGAAUGGGUAAUUUGCUGCUGCUGUUUGCACUGCUAGUGGUAGUUGGUCGAGGGCUGAAUCAGCGGUUUAUCUCGUCCUGGGGAUACGGGAAGCAGGUUUAAUUAGUUGGUUUCUCAAUUCUACUUUGGCGUGAUUUUAGGGAGAAAAUUGGAUGGGUGCGAUUGUGGAACUCAUAGUUCGAAGAAGAAAAAAUGCAGAAUCUCAUUUUACAUAAUCAAUGCAAGGCAACAGCAGCUCGUAUAUCAACCAGGCAUGUUCAGAAUUUUGUGAACAAACAAACAGUAUUUAGCAG
Molecule: messenger RNA, 2037 nt
Organism: Sabethes cyaneus
Lineage: Eukaryota; Metazoa; Arthropoda; Insecta; Diptera; Culicidae
Exons: 3
Coding region: 989-1846 (285 amino acids)
Source: RefSeq, a predicted model, not a curated record